AUGGGGUUACCAACUUUUGCGCCAAGAAGCUGGGGCUACAGGGGUACCAUCACGCAUCGGCCACAUGAGGAGGGUCUUGUUAAACUGCCCUUGAAGGACAAAGAGAAAGAGCCAGUAACACUUUCAGACCUGCUAAACGAGCACGUUCCUGAACUAAAGGAUGGUGCGCGAUUCUAUCUACACCCAUAUUUAUACAAUGGUAUCCUGCAGACGAUGUACCUGUACGGCGCCGACUUCAGCCAACAGUAUAAACCAUUUUAUGGCCGUGAGAUCGUCAGCUACUCUGAUGGUGGUGUUUCGACGGCAGAUUGGGCCAUGCGCGAAUGGGAUGACCUGUAUGCGGCACCUGAGGGCUACAACAAGGAGAAAUUCGAUGCGGAUGCUGCCAAGACGCACCCUGAGAACUGGCCGAGACUACAGCCAAAUACACGCUUUCUCGAUGAAGAAGAGCUUGCGAAAAUACCAAAGGAUACGCGCCCUCUAAUUGUCGUAGCACAUGGUCUUGCUGGUGGGUCGCACGAGAAUAUCAUCCGUGCCCUGGUUACAGAGCUAUUGUCAGUUGGCAACGGCCAGUUUAAUGUCGUUGUGCUAAACUCCCGUGGAUGUGCACGUUCGAAGAUCGCCAACAAGAAGCUAUUCUCUGCUUUCCACACGAUGGACAUUCGGGAGUUCAUUAACAGAGAGCAUGCGAGACAGCCGGAACGCAAAAUAUAUGGUCUUGGCUUCUCAUUCGGCUCUGUCAUCUUUGGCAACUAUCUAGGUGAGGAGGGCGAUAAGAGUCCACUUUCAGGCGCCGUUUGCUGUGCUGGGCCUUGGGAUAUGUUCGCCUCAUCUAAAAUGCUGAAUGAUGAUUUUUGGAUCAGCCGCCUCUUUGGCAAAAAUCUGGUGAAGCAUUUGUCGAGAUUGCUUCAUGUUAACCGUAAGGAACUGGAGUACGAUGGCAGCAAGGGUGACGAUGUAGAAGACGCGUCCCCAACGAAUCCUGCCUCCCAUAUCUUUACUAAGGAAAAUCUGGCGCGCGCCUCGACCAUGGCUUGCACACGCGAUUUCGACAACUUCUUCACUGCGCCUGCUCUUGGUUUCAAGAAUGCCAAUGACUACUAUAAAGCGGCUAGUCCCGUUAACAUUGUGGGCAAGAUAAGAGUCCCAACACUGUUAAUCAACGCUCUGGAUGAUCCGAUGGUAGGCGCCGAGGGUUUUCUUCCAAUCGAAAAGCUAAGAAGUAACAAGCAUAUAUUGUUAUGCACGACAGACAUAGGCGGUCACCUAGCCUACCUGGAUAAAAACUAUACCCCAUGGAUGGCCGGUAGAGUAGCUGAAUUCCUAUCUAAAAUGGACACGCUAGUUGCCUAG
This is a messenger RNA of Eremothecium gossypii ATCC 10895, 1353 nucleotides long. RefSeq names its product ABR194Cp. The transcript has a single exon. The record is from RefSeq and is marked provisional. The coding region runs from base 1 to 1353 and encodes 450 amino acids. Gene Ontology annotation, biological process: medium-chain fatty acid catabolic process; medium-chain fatty acid biosynthetic process. NCBI's taxonomy places the organism in Eukaryota, Fungi, Ascomycota, Saccharomycetes, Saccharomycetales, Saccharomycetaceae. Gene Ontology annotation, molecular function: monoacylglycerol lipase activity; acetylesterase activity.